AUGGUGAUCUCCAAGCGCGCGGGCGGGAGGAAACAUGCGACAUCCGGCCCACCGCCUGUGGUGAAUCGCGGCAUUGCCAAGGCGGAUUGGCGUGAAGGCUUCAAGAAGCCACAGGCUGGCGUCUCGGAUAUGACAUUGCUGACGCAGAUCACGAACGAAGCCAUCAAUGGCAACCUGCAGGUGCGCUUCGCGAAUGCCGAGAUUUACACCUACAUCGGUAACGUGCUCAUUUCCGUGAAUCCAUUUCGCGAUCUGGGAAUAUACACGGACGACAUCCUGCGUUCGUACCGCGGCAAGAACCGCCUGGAGAUGCCGCCACAUGUCUAUGCGAUCGCCGAGAGCGCCUACUACAACAUGCUAGCGUACAAAGAGAACCAGUGCGUGAUUAUUUCAGGAGAAUCAGGUGCUGGCAAGACGGAGGCGGCUAAGCGGAUUAUGCAGUACAUCGCUGCUGUCAGUGGAAACAGCACAGCUAGCGCUGGCAUCCACAACAUCAAAGACAUGGUGCUGGCGACCAAUCCCCUGCUCGAGAGCUUUGGAUGCGCAAAGACGCUCCGCAACAACAAUAGCUCGCGGCACGGCAAGUACCUCGAAAUCAUGUUUGAUACGCAGGGCUCGCCUGUGGGCGCCCAAAUUACCAACUACCUGCUGGAAAAAGGGCGCGUGGUCGGUCAGGUGCGAAACGAGCGCAACUUCCACAUAUUCUACCAGCUGACGAAGGCUGCGACGCCGCAGCAGCGCGAAGCUUUUGGUCUGCAGGGUCCCGAGGCCUACGCGUACACGGCCCAUAGCCAAUGUCUCGAUGUGCCCGGCAUCGACGACCAUGCCGAUUUUGCCGCCGCCUUCCAGGCCAUGCAGACGAUUGGUCUCUCUGAGGAUGAGCAAAUGAGCAUUGUGCGCAUGCUUGCUUCGAUCCUGUGGCUCGGAAAUGUCUACUUUGCCGAGAACGCGCAAGGUGACGCGGACAUCGGGAACGCUGACGUGACCGACUUUUGUGCCUAUCUGCUCGGCGUAGAUCCUACGGCUGUCCAGCGCGCACUGACGCAGCGCAUUAUGGAAACGCAGCGUGGCGGCCGCCGUGGAUCGGUGUACGAAGUGCCACUGAACCCAACACAGGCGGCUGCCGUGCGUGACGCGCUGAGCAAGGCCAUCUACAACAAUUUGUUCGAAUGGAUUGUCUCGCGUGUGAACCAGUCUCUUCAGGCCCAUGGCCAAGCUUCCACCGUGAUUGGUGUGCUGGACAUUUAUGGCUUUGAGAUCUUUGAAAACAACUCCUUUGAGCAGCUGUGCAUCAAUUAUGUCAAUGAAAAGCUGCAGCAGAUCUUUAUUGAGCUGACGCUCAAAAAAGAGCAAGAAGAGUAUGCGCAGGAGCAGAUUCAGUGGACGCCUAUCAAGUACUUCAACAACAAGAUUGUGUGUGACUUGAUUGAGUCCAAGCGCCCGCCAGGCAUUUUCUCGACGCUGAACGAUGCGGUUGUGACAGCUCAUGCGGACUCGGCCGCGGCGGAUAACUCGUUCAUGCAGCGCACGUCGAUGCUGGCGAGCAACCCACACUUUGAGGCGCGUGGAAGCAAGUUCUUGAUCCGUCACUACGCGGGCGAUGUCAUGUACAAUGUCCAGGGCAUGACGGAGAAGAACAAGGAUGCACUGCUCAAGGACAUUCUGAACCUGGUCGACAGUUCGUCGAAUGCCUUUCUGGUUGGUUUGUUCCCUGAUCGCCCCGACCCUGACAGCAAAAAGCGCCCGCCCUCGGCCGGCGACCGCAUCAAGACGAGCGCGAAUCUGCUGGUCGAUAACCUUAUGCAGGCGCAACCGUCGUACAUUCGCACGAUCAAGCCGAACCAGAACAAGAGCCCGAGUGAGUACGACACCCAGGCGAUUCUGCACCAGAUCAAGUACCUUGGUCUGCAGGAAAACAUCCGCGUGCGCCGAGCCGGCUUUGCGUACCGCAACACGUUCGAAAAGAUUGUGCAGCGGUUCUAUCUGCUUUCGCCUGCCACCUCGUAUGCAGGCGACUACAUUUGGCAGGGUGAUGCACGCAGUGGCUGUGAGCGCAUCUUUAUCGACACGGGCAUUGCUCGUGACGAGUGGCAACUGGGUGUGUCCAAGGGCUUUAUCAAGAACCCCGAGACGCUCUUCGCAUUGGAGACGAUGCGUGAUCGGUACUGGCACAAUAUGGCGAUGCGCAUUCAACGCGCGUGGCGUGCGUACCUGUGGCGCCGCGAGGAAAGUGCGCGGCGCAUCCAGCGUGCAUGGCGCCGAAGUCGCGAAGGAUACGAGUUCCUCGAGAUGCGCGACUACGGCCACCAGCUGCUGUCUGGUCGCAAAGAGCGCCGUCGCUUCAGCCUGGUCAGUAUGCGUCGCUUUAUGGGCGACUAUCUCGAUGUGAAUGGCUCCUCUGCCGAGGGACGCAUGUUGCGCGCGUGUGCGCAUCUUUCUGCUGGUGAGCACGUCGUGUUCAGCGCGCGUGCCCAGCUGCUUGUGUCGCGACUCGGUCGCACGUCGGUGCCGAGUCCGCGGUUUCUGCUUCUCACGCCGCGCGGCGUGUAUCUUCUCGUGACGCACCUCGUCAACAAGCGUCCUCAGACGACAUGUGAGCGUAUGAUCCCCCUGAGCACGAUCCAGGACGUCAGUCUCUCCCACCUGCGGGAUGACUGGAUUGUUCUCAAGACGGGCAUGGACGAGGGCGAUCCACUUCUUCACUGCGACUUUAAGACGGAAUUCGUGGCGUGGCUAUUACAGCAAUCGGGCGGCCGGACGCAUGUCACGAUUGCUCCGCAGAUCGACUAUCUUCGCAAGGGCCGCAAAAAGGCGCAUGUCUCGUUCCGCAAAGAUGAGAGCCUGGUGUCUGGCGACGUGUACAAGAGCUCUGUCGUGUCGGUCGGAUCCGGCGAGCCGCCCAACAGUGUGUCGCGACCGCCUGCGAAGAAGCUCCCGCGCUCGACGCAGGCAGCAUCGACGCGUCGACCCGGCACGCGGGCCAUUCCUGCGCGUCGUCCUGUGCCAGUGGCACGAGUGCCCGUCCCUACUCCCGCCGCCGCGCCCGCUCCUCUGCCGGCCAAACGAACGGUCCCUGCUCCUCCGCCGGCCCAAGAUGGCUUGCCUGCCUACCUUCAAGCGCCCCCGGCGCCCGCAGCGCGCUCGUCUUCGGGCGUUCCAUCUUACCUCUCACCAACCAGCCAGUCUGCGGUCGCCCCUCCUAUGCCAUCGUACUUGAGUGGCGCGGCUCCGGCGCUCGCCCCGCCUGUGACGCAACUCGGAUCACUCUCACAAGCUACACCGUCUGCUCCUCCCGCUGCUCCGACUCCCGCUGCCCCUGCGCCAUCUAUGCCUGCACGGCCCGCUCCCGUCAGUCGCUUGCCACGGUACCGUGCCCUGUAUGACUUUGAAACGGUUGAGCCAGGCGAAAUGCCCCUGACAAAAGGCGACAUCGUCGAGCUGGAAGACAAGGAGGGCCAUGGAUGGUGGCUCGUCAAAAAGAACGGUGUCGAAGGAUGGUCGCCUGCUGACUACCUGGAACUGGUGCCCGAGGCGACCAAGUCGCGGCCGCCUCCGCCGCCAGCCAAACCACCCGUGAGCGCGAAGCCGGCGACGGCUCCCAAGUCCACCACACAGCCUGUUCCGUCAUGGUCACCUGCUGACGCGCAUGCGGCGCCGAUGGCGGUCAUGCCCGGCAUGGGAGACCCCGGUGGCUUUGCUGCCGUCCUGGCCCGCAAAAAAGCGGAGCGUGCAGCGGCCGAGGCACAACCUCCACCCUAG
Messenger RNA from Malassezia restricta, 3759 nucleotides. Its product is annotated as myosin I. The coding region runs from base 1 to 3759 and encodes 1252 amino acids. Gene Ontology annotation, biological process: endocytosis; vesicle transport along actin filament; actin filament organization. Gene Ontology annotation, molecular function: actin filament binding; microfilament motor activity; ATP binding. Lineage: Eukaryota; Fungi; Basidiomycota; Malasseziomycetes; Malasseziales; Malasseziaceae. The record is from RefSeq and is a predicted model, not a curated record. Gene Ontology annotation, cellular component: microvillus; vesicle; actin cortical patch. The transcript has a single exon.